This is a messenger RNA of Peniophora sp. CBMAI 1063, 1308 nucleotides long. The record is from the annotation of a GenBank genome assembly. NCBI's taxonomy places the organism in Eukaryota, Fungi, Basidiomycota, Agaricomycetes, Russulales, Peniophoraceae.
AUGAGCGCACUUCCCGAGACACACACCGCCGUCGUCUGGCACGGCCCGCGCGACGUCCGUGUCGAGCAGGUCGCUACGCCUCGGCUCCAGCACGCGGAUGACGCGAUUGUGAAGGUCCAGCUGGCCGGCCUGUGUGGAAGCGAUCUGCAUGUGUUCCGCGGCGAUGAGGACGUCGAUGAGCGGCAUACGUGUGGACACGAGCUCAUUGGGAUUGUCGUUGCGCUCGGAGAUAGCUUUGUGCCGGAUGCGUCUGAGAGUCGGCCCGCGCUGUAUAGGACGCUCAAGGUCGGUGAUGGUGUGGUGUGUCCGUUCACCGUAUCGUGUGGCGAAUGCGAGUUCUGCCGCCUCGGUCAAACCCAACGCUGCAUCCACUCCAUCCUCCUCGGUCAACCCAUCCUCCCCGGCGCCCAAGCCCAAUACAUCCGCAUCCCACACGCGGGCGGAUCGCUGUUCGCUCUUCCUCCCAACCUUUCGCAAGAGCUUCCCGCACCCGCGUUACUCCUUCUGGCCGACAUCCUGCCUACGGGUCUGUUCGUCGCCACUCAGGCGCUGAGCCAUGCCAAAAUCGCACCGGUGUUGACUGGAACGGCUUGGCCACCGAAGUUGGACGGGUACUUUGAUAGUGAGGUCGAUGCGCAGGCGGCUAUCAGGACUGAGGAUCGGGCGUUGCAGCUCGCUGUGGUCGGACUAGGCCCCGUAGGCCUCUGCGCGACCUUCGCCCUCCUCGACAUCCUCUCGCACCUCUCAGUCCCCUACAAACUCCUCGCAGUCGACCCGAACCCCGUCCGGCGCAGAAAACUCGAGUCGAUGCUCGCCGUCGUAUCCUCCUCCCCGUCCUCCCCCACAUCUCUCGGCGAGAUCUUCCUAUCCGACCAUAUGGACGCGCGGGGCAUCGUCAAAGGAUGGGGACGCGGGGGGUGCCACGCCGUGCUUGAAGUUGUUGGAAAUAACUCGGCGCUGACGACUGCGAUGGGUCUGCUCGCGCCGGCGGGUGUGCUGAGUUCGUGUGGGGUGCAUCAAGCUCCUCAAGUUCCCUUCACUGGUCGUGAACUGUAUAACGCGAAUGUGACGCUCGAAUUCGGCCGCUGCCCCGUCCGCGCGCUCUUCCCCGCCGCCCUCCGUCUCCUGCGCAAGCGCGCGGACGUUCUGGCGCAAGUUGGCGGGACGGGAUUGGUGGAGAGGGUUGUACCGCUCGAAAAUGCGCCCGAGGCGUAUGAGAAGUUUGAUAAGGGGGCAAGUGUUAGCGCAGAGAGAAGGAUGAACCACAAUGUACAAUCUACUUAUGCUCUAUCUAUCGGCGGUAUAUGA